AUGGCCGUCGAACCCCUUCUGGCCACUCGCGCCCAGCGCGCUUUCAUCUUGACAAACUAUGCAGAGGCCAUUAUUGUUCUCGUAAUGGUUGCGAUCACAUUUCGACUGGUAGAAGUGGAGGUCGAUUUCGAUAAUGGAUACAAGACAUUGCCUUGUUUCCUAGCGCUUUUCGCGUUAGCAGAGAUAUUCGAGCUUAUCAUGGCUUUCGAUGCGCUUCGGCUGCGCAACAUAAUUCAACUCAUCGGGAUCCUGGCCUUCCAUCUCGGCAUGAUGAUAUUUGCUGCCGUCCAAGUGGAACAAACGAGGCUCGCGUUGGUUAUAGGUCAAGACUGUGACGACAACUGGAAUUCAGUGACUUGCGAUGGCCCAGGGAGUCUCUGGAGACGAGUCCGACCAUUCCUCAUCGUUGCACCGUGUGUCAUUGGAGCGUCGUGGGCAAUAAUGCUCUUCUUCGUCAAACAGCUUUACGCCGAAUUUGGUUGGGCUAUUUUCCACGUUGUGGGGGCCAAUCCAAAAAUGAAGUCUAUGUACCAAUGGUACCAGAUUAUGAUCUGUCUUUUGAAAUUCGAUUUCUUCUGCUUCACCGGUCUUCUCAUUAUCGUCCUUGCAAGGGACUCCGCUGAGUUCGGUGUCACGAUAGCUGCCAUCCCUGUGGUUCUUUUCCUCUUAGCCGCCUGUGGCUACGCCGUCCAGCGCGAGAUCAAAUGGUUAAUGUCGCUUUCACUAGUUAUCAUGUUGGCCGCCAUGAGUUACUUGAGUGCUAACCGCGAUUGUCCUCGGAGCACCGGUCUAAUAUUUUUCAUAGUCUACAAGCUCGUACGCUUCUUCCAGCCCUCAUCGCGUGAUCAAUAUGCUACCACUCGUGUUUCGCUCACGAUCUUCACCAUUGUUGCAUUCUUGAUCUUGUUUGCCUCUUUUGUUGUCGGUCUACGAUGCUUCUCCGACUUCGAUCAAGGGCUUGACUCAUCGAAAAUGCAUGCUGUGCACUCUCGACCAAAGAUGUACGGCAAGGAGUCAGCGACAAGCAUGACCGAAGGUCGCAAUUCAUCCUACCUUGCAGGACAACCCCUAGGACCCCGAAUAUCGAUAGAGUGA
This is a messenger RNA of Pleurotus ostreatus (oyster mushroom), 1095 nucleotides long. RefSeq lists its product as uncharacterized. Gene Ontology annotation, cellular component: Golgi apparatus. The coding region runs from base 1 to 1095 and encodes 364 amino acids. The record is from RefSeq and is a predicted model, not a curated record. NCBI's taxonomy places the organism in Eukaryota, Fungi, Basidiomycota, Agaricomycetes, Agaricales, Pleurotaceae. The transcript has 14 exons.